AUGAAUGUUGAUCAACAUGUCCCUGAAAAUGGUGUCCAAUUCCAACCUGAACAACCUGCUCCUGUUCCAAAUAAUCCAUCUAAUGGUAAUGAGGAAGAACUGGUAGCACAACGUAAGUUAACCUCUAAUGUGUGGCCUCACUUCCACAGAGUUAGGAUUAAUGGGGUAAUGAAAGCUAGGUGUAAGUACUGUCGUAAACCCCUUGGUGGGGAAACAAGUAAUGGUACUUCACACCUGAGAAACCAUAUCAAAACAUGUAUCCAGAAGAGGAUACAUGAUGGUUCUCAAAAAAUACUUGGCCCCAACUAUCAACCUGGUGGAAAUCCUCAACUUUCUGCUUCUCAAUACAAUUAUGAGGUUUCUAGGAAUGAACUUUGUUCUAUGAUUCUGGUCCAUGAAUACCCCCUUAGCCUUGUUGAUCAUGUGGGUUUCAAACGUUUUUGCUGUUCUCUUCAACCUCAGUUUGCUGUCCCUAGUAGAAACACGGUGAAAAAGGAUAUUCUGGGUCUGUAUGGGGUUGAGAGGUCUAAAUAUCAUACCAUGAUUGAUGGAAACUUGGGCAGAAUUUCAGUGACUACUGAUUUGUGGACUGCCACAAAUCAGAAAAUGGGGUAUAUGGCUGUAACUGGUCAUUUUAUUGACAACUCUUGGAAGCUUCGUAACAUAAUGUUGAGGUUUAUGUAUGUUCCAGCCCCUCACACUAGUCAAAGGCUAGCUGAUAGGUUGUUUGAUUCACUUCUUGAUUGGAACAUUGAUGGUAAGUUGUCCUCAAUCACACUGGACAACUGUACCACCAAUGAUUCAAUGAUAUUUCAUAUGCGAAAUAAGCUUGUGAGCAGUGAUCUGUUGCUUGAUGGGAAACUGAUUCAUAUGAGGUGUUCAGCUCAUAUUUUGAACUUGAUUGUGAGGGAUGGUUUGGAUGCAAUCAAAGAUGCUAUACAUUUGAUUAGGGAGAGUGUAGUUUACUGGAAUUCUACACCUAAGAGGGUUCAAACCUUCUUCGAAGUUGUUAAGCAACUAAAGUUGACAUUUGAGAAAAAACUGGUACUUGAUUGUCCAACUAGAUGGAAUUCCACAUACCAUAUGCUCUCUGUUUCUCUUCAAUAUAAGGAUGUUUUCUUUCGUUUGAGCUUGAGGGAAAGUCAAUACACAUCUGUUCCUUCUAGUUCACAUUGGGAAUUUGCAUUUGUUGUGAUUGAUAAGCUGGAAAUAUUUUCUGAGAUAACUCAGUUAUUCUCUGGUUCCAAGUAUCCGACUGCCAAUCUUUUCUUCCCAAAGAUUUGUGACUUGAGAUUGAAACUGAAUGAGUGGGGUCUUGAUCCCAACCCUGUGAUUUUUGGAAUGGCCAGUCAAAUGUCUGAGAAGUUUGAUAAGUACUGGGAUGAUAUCCAUCUUGUACUUGCUGUUUCGGUUGUUUUGGAUUCUAGAUAUAAGCUCCAUGUGAUUGAAUACUAUGCUGGGAAGUUUGGGAGUAUGGAAACUGACUUGGUUAGUGAGAAUAUCAAGAAGAUUAUUUGUGGUUUGAUUCUUGAUUAUCAAGCCAAAGCCGAGAAGAAGUCUGGUUCUGAAACUGGAACUUCUUCUGCUAGUUCUGGAUCUGUCUCGACUACUGAACUUGACUUUGAGCUCUUUGUAAGUCAAAGGAAAAAGAGCAAGAGUUCUUUGAUAACUACUGAGUUGGAUAUGUAUCUUGCUGAGGAUAUUAUUCCUCGGACAGCAGAAUUUGAUCUACUCUUAUGGUGGAAACUGAAUGGUCUCAAGUAUCCCACCUUGCAAGCAAUUGCAAGGGACUUUCUGGCAAUCCCAAUUACAUAUGUUGCUUCUGAAAGUGCAUUUAGUUCUGGUGGGAGGUUGUUAGACCCUCACCGGAGCAGGCUUCAUUAUUCCACUGUUGAAUCAAUGAUGUGCACACGAAGUUGGAUUAUGGAAGACAUGCAACGAGGUAACAUGCAACUAAAUCUCUAA
This is a messenger RNA of Linum tenue, 1965 nucleotides long. The record is from the annotation of a GenBank genome assembly. NCBI's taxonomy places the organism in Eukaryota, Viridiplantae, Streptophyta, Magnoliopsida, Malpighiales, Linaceae.